AGCGCUACUACGCCCCCGGCGUGCUGGAGAACGCCACCGAGGACGCCACGCUGUACCGCCGCCUGCUGGUGGGCCGCUUCAUGGCGCUGCACCCCGUGCGCACGUGGGUCGAGGUGGGGCCCUUCACGCCCGCCGACCUGGACGUCGUCCACGACCACUGGCUCGGCUUCCCGCCGCAGAAGCCCUACAUCCACUACACCCUGGCCGCCGCCUACACCGUCAUCAUGACUCUCGGCGUCUUCGGCAACCUCCUCGUGCUCUACAUGUUCUGCAGGUGCCGGUCCCUGCGAUCACCUGCUAAUAUCCUCAUCGCCAACCUGGCCAUCUCGGACUUCUUCCUGCUGGCCAAGAUGCCCGUCUUCAUCUACAACAGCCUCUACUUCGGCCCCAUCCUGGGCCAGAUCGGCAACGACGUGUACGGCUUCCUGGGCGGCCUGACGGGGGCCGUGAGCAUCGCCAACCUCGCCGCCAUCGCGCUGGACCGCUACCACGUCAUCGUGCAGCCCCUGGACCCGGGGCGACGCAUCUCCCGGCUGCGCGCGCGCCUCUCCGUGCUCGUCACCUGGCUGUACGGCGGCGCCCUGGCCACGGGGCCGCUGGUGGGGCUGAGCCGCUACACGCCCGAGGGGCUGCUCACCAGCUCCAGCUUCGACUACCUCAACACGGACCCGAGGAACCGCACCUUCAUCUGGUGCUUCUUCUUCGCGGCGUGGGUGGUGCCCUUCUGCAUCAUCACCCUCAGCUACCUCGGCAUCUACCGCAUCGUGGAGCGCGCCACGCAGCGAGGGAAGGCCGGGCCCAGCAGUGACACUUCUCGCACCCGCAGGCACUGCCGGGAGCACGACAAGCGGCGCACCGAGGUCCGCCUGGCGGUGGUGGCGGGCGUGGUGGUGGCGCUGUGGUUCGCGUCCUGGACGCCGUACGCCGUGGUGGCGCUCAUGGCCGUGUCGGGCCGGCCGCCCGGGCCGCUCGUGUCCAUGCUGCCGGCGCUCUUCUGCAAGACGGCGUCGUGCCUGGACCCCUACGUGUACGCCGUCACGCACCCGCGCUUCCGCCGUGAGCUGGCCAAGCUGUGCGCCAGGCUGGGCGCCUGCAGGAUCCUGGGCGUCGGCCUCGCGCCGCGCCGCCCCGCCAAGCUGCGCGGCAGGAGCCGGGCCUGGCGCGGGGACAACUCGCUCACCUCCGCGGCGGCCGUCACCGGAUGUGCCCUUCGCUUGCAGGGGAGCAUCUCGAGCGACGACGUGGCCGUCGAGGAGGAGGUGGUCCCCGUCAUGAUGGUGGACUUCCGGAAGGGGCGGCGCGGCCGCGACCACCGGGGCUCCUCCGUGUGCUCCAGCAGCAGCCUGCGGGAGUCGGUGCAGGACAGCCCGCCCCCCGUGGGGCCCUCGCGGAGCGGUACUUCCCGAGCAGAGGAGCCGAGCCGGUCCAGCUCGUCCGGCGACCCGCCCCCGCAGGCCGCUCGCGUCGUGGCCAACCCCGUGCCGCCCCCGGAGCCGCCCCCGCACGCCGGCCAGCUCGCGGCCUUCAUGAUGGGCGACUGCCCGGCCUGCCCGCAGCUCGCCAACUUCCCCAUGUCGGCCUCCGAGCAGCUGCGCUACCGGGCGCCGUCCAUCUUCACCUCGCCGAGGCCGCGCCGCAGCAAGUCCUUCUCGCUGCGCGCCAACGCCAACAAGCUCGCCCUGGGCGAGCCCGUGCUGCCCCCCGUGGCCGCCGUCCUGCAGGACCCCAUCUCCGUGUGAGGUGUCUAGUCCCUGGGGUGCGCUAGCACGGCCAGGACCUCGACGUCGUGCUGGACCCCAUCUCCGGGGUGUCUAGUCCCUGGGGUGCGCCAGCACGGCCAGGACCCCCACCGCCACCACACUGUGCGCCACCACGACCGAGGAUUGUGACCAGGCCGAUCCUAGAGACCCUAUCAGUGGAGCACGUUUUGGAGAGAAGCCGUAUUAUGUUGGAGAGGAAAAAAAAGGGAGGACGGGGUUACUUCUUUCUGGACAUCAAUGUGUGAUUUGUUAAUUCUAAGUCAGAGUGUUAGUUUAAGAGAAAAUGGCGCCGGCUUGCUUCGGAAACUUUCUCGGCUAUUUUUGUAGUUGUCAUCAGAUUCGACGUACUUUCUGCCACUCAUAGAGAGAUGUACACUUUAAGGACACGAGGCUUUAUCUGGUUAAGGGUGGUAAUUCCCUCGCCCUCGUUCAGCAUCCAAUGACCUGGAAUCGUUUACCUCAAGCACCAAGUGUUUCUAAGGGUGCAGAAUGAGGUUCUUCUGGCUGCCAAAGUUUCCGGCAAGCCACUAAUUAGACACUUAUGUAGUGCCACGUGUGAGGGUAAUGUGUUACUUGUAAUUCAGUAUUAAAAACGUGAUUUGCAGAAAAAAAAACAGAUGCCAAUUUCACACACAGAAUGAAAUGGAGACAGAGGAAAUUCAGUAACUGAGGUGUGUUACUUCCUUAACUUCAUAAAGCCCUGCAGAGGACCACAGUGAAGGUCUUACAACAAAACAUAUUCAAAGCUUGAAUACAUCAAAGUGGGUCAACACUCAUCAUCCUUUCCCCUUUU
Thrips palmi is the source of this 2553-nucleotide messenger RNA. RefSeq names its product opsin, ultraviolet-sensitive-like. Gene Ontology annotation, molecular function: G protein-coupled receptor activity. The record is from RefSeq and is a predicted model, not a curated record. The transcript is spliced from 8 exons. Gene Ontology annotation, biological process: visual perception; G protein-coupled receptor signaling pathway. Gene Ontology annotation, cellular component: membrane. Lineage: Eukaryota; Metazoa; Arthropoda; Insecta; Thysanoptera; Thripidae. Bases 81 to 1739 code for a protein of 552 amino acids.